Messenger RNA from Paralichthys olivaceus (Japanese flounder), 968 nucleotides. Lineage: Eukaryota; Metazoa; Chordata; Actinopteri; Pleuronectiformes; Paralichthyidae. The record is from RefSeq and is a predicted model, not a curated record.
UCACGUCUUUAACCACAUUUGUGACUGAUUGGACGAGGCCUCUUAGUUUAUUUGCAUUCUAAACAACUGCAACCUUAUGUUUACUAUUUCUUAACUUAUUGGCUCUUUCAGAAAAUCCCUUUAGUAAUUAUUAACCGGUGCUGACCUGAAUCAGGCUCUUCACUCAGCUCCGUUAUUGUGAUUCAAUUCCUGACAGGAUGAGAUAUCUUGGGUUUGCUCUGCUGGUUUGUUUUCCUGGAGCGCUGCACGCUCAGAGUGCAGCUCAGCCUUGUCGUGCUCCCACACUGGCUGGAGGUUAUUUUGUCCCUCGACAAGAAAUGUUUUCUCAUAAAACCAAGCUGACUUAUGCCUGUGACACUGGACGUCAACCGGUUGUGGAGGGGUGGUGGGUGACCAGCACAUGUGAUAAUGGAAUAUGGUCUCAUCUACCACAAUGUAUAGAUGAAAAUGCUUGUAUCCCACCAACCAUACCCAAUGGCAAAUACACUGAAAGCUCAGAUGGUUGGUAUGAGAACGGAGACAUCAUAAGGAUCACAUGUGACAAAGGAUAUGAACACAAAGACAACGACGCUACAGGCAUAUGUACAAAUGGAAACUGGUCCUCUUUGCCCAUCUGUGAGAGAAGUAUGGAUGCCUGCAGUGAGCCCCCCAAAGUCCCCCAUGCUGUGAUCAUUGAUUUGGGAUAUCAGAAGCUGUUCGCUGGAGAUUCAAAAGUGCGGUACGAAUGUAAAGAUGGAUAUACUAUAGAGGGAGGGCACACUAAGAAAUCCAUAUACUGCCUAAGUGGAAACUGGAGUGAAGGCCCCGUCUGCAGCAAAGGAAGAGUACCAGGUACUGAUCAUGGAGGCUCUGCAGCGGGUGGAACAAGUGGAGGGCACACUUCAUCUGCUGGCAGAGGACCUUCUACCAACUCUGGAACAGCUGAAGGGGGGAUUCAAUUUGCACCAAGUAAAGUUGAUCCAUCUCUC